This is a messenger RNA of Musca domestica (house fly), 3209 nucleotides long. RefSeq names its product rab3 GTPase-activating protein catalytic subunit (gene Rab3GAP1). Gene Ontology annotation, molecular function: GTPase activator activity. The record is from RefSeq and is a predicted model, not a curated record. Gene Ontology annotation, biological process: positive regulation of GTPase activity. The coding region runs from base 156 to 3041 and encodes 961 amino acids. The transcript is spliced from 6 exons. NCBI's taxonomy places the organism in Eukaryota, Metazoa, Arthropoda, Insecta, Diptera, Muscidae.
AUCAUCUGUUUCAAUAUUUUUCGGCCUGUUGCCUUUUCCACUUUCUAAACUUUCGGCGUGUUGUCUCUUCCUUCAUUCACAACUAUCUCCGUGCGUGUGUUACAAAGUAUUUUCAUUGUCCAGUUCCCAGACGCCAGAGACAAAGUCUUUUUCAAAUGGCUGAAGAAAUCGACGAUAACGGAUUUUAUCGCGAAGAUUUCAGUGCAGAAUCUGAUUGGGAAGUAUUUAAUGCCCAAUUGGGCGAUUUAUUUCAACGAUGGGAACUAUCUAAUGAGAACGAUUGGGGCGACGCAUCUUUCAAUGUUAACAACACCAAAUGGCAGAUUGAUGAGGAACAAUUGGAAGUCUUGGGCAAACCCAUGACUGUGAAAUACUACAAGGCAUUGCUGGAACCGGGUACAUGUUCCAAAAGUGCAAAUGUUACACCACAAUUCCAUCAGGAUUUGAUGUGCGUGAAGAGCACAUUGGAUCAGCCUACAUUCCUCGAUGAGAAGGCAAACGAUGUCCAUUAUUUGGCUCGCAUGUAUGGUUUGAGGCGCUUUGUUGUCAUGCAUCCAUCGCAACUGCAGAAUCAUUAUCUAACCAACACUUCCAAGUUCAGUUUCUUCCUGAGUUCCAUAUCGGUGGUGGCAGCCGAGGUGUGUUCUGCAGUUCCCAUCUUUCUACAUAUACAUGAUCCGAAAUGGAAUUUCUUCUUGGGCAUUGGAAUGUCUUCGUAUAUGCGCACAAAUUUCCAUUCGGUGGCAUUGGAACAGGCACCAGCCGAGUACCUGUAUUUAUCGGGUUUGGUGAAAAUGUUCAAAGAGAAACUGCCCAGAAAUCAUGAUAAACCCGCUGUGGUUUCCGUGCGCAUCACAUAUGCCAUGGAUACCGUUAAGCUACGCGUUCCCAUGUAUGUUCCCUUUGGCAUGACACCCGUGGUGGAUGAGGAACGUUCCGUCAUAGAGGUGUCCCAAUUCACAGCAUUGCCACAUGGUUAUUUUCCCGGUUCGAACACCACAAUGUUUGCCACAUUUACAUGGCCGGAAUUGAUGGAUAAUAUGUUUAUUGAUUCGCCGCUGCAAACACAGUUCAUACCCUCAAAGGCCCCGUGUGGUAAACUCUAUCAAACCGUACAUGCCAAUUCAUAUUUAACUGCCUGUCUAAAGGAUUAUUACAAUUUGAUAACUGCCAAAAAUACUCUGGAAUCAUAUGUGGGUCGUAAUUUUUCCGGGGCCACAACUAUGGCCGAGGAGGGUAAUCCUCUGGAUCAAUUGGGUGGCAAAAUUGGUUCACAUCGUCCACAGACAAAACAAUAUGCUGACAAUACUCAGCAAGCAACAUCUUCUGGUGGUCAAAGUAAAUUGCCCGGCCCCAUGAAAGAGUAUGAAUUGAAUCCCAUGCUGUACUAUCUGUUGCCCAAUAUAAAGCCGGAUCUGGCUUUGUUUCUCUAUGAAAUGUUGAGCAAGGAUAAGAUUGAUCCACAUCGCAUCAAAUCGGCCGAAUCCGACUCCUUGGUAUAUCGUUUAAGCUGCCUUUUGGCCACAGUUCAUGCUCAUUUUGGUGGUAAAAGUGGUUUUGCUCAAUUGUAUGCAGCAUUUACACGGGAAUUACGUCAGCUGUGGGAAUCAUGCACUCCUAUACCCGGAGUUGCUCCUGGCCUGCCAGAUACUCGAACCUGUCUGCUACAUCAAAAGCUGCAAAUGCUCAAUGUGUGCAUUGAGAAACGCUUGCAGCGUGAAAAGGGCAUUGCUGCUAAAACGGAAGGUGGCAUGGCCAUGCAUACGGUUGAAUUGGUUACUGACGAUGAUGAUGAUGACGACGAUGAGGAUGAUGACACCAAUGAGGAGUUUUAUGAUCUGACCGAAGAAGAUAGCGAUGACCCGACUGAGGUGGCAAAACCAAAAGAGGACAAUUCGAAAAAUCCCUUGAAGGCAGAAGGACGUUUGCGCCGUUUCAAAAAUCUAAAACUAAUUGGCAGCGAUGAGUAUUUGUAUGUACCAGUUACCCAGGAUUUGGCACCCAAGACCGAGGAUCAAUUGCAGGAUGCAUCGGAUGUCAUGCUGAAAAUGGGUUCAGAUUCGGAAUUCAUAACCGAUUUGAUGUGUUCCACUGUGGUCUCGGAUGCCGAAGCCUUUAAGGCGGCCAAUCCCAAGGCCGGUUUUGAGGACUUUAUACGUUGGUUCAGUCCCAACGAUUGGGAAGAAUAUUGGAAUGAGGAAACGCAGGAGACGGGUCAUAAACUCAGUGCCCGCAUGCAGGCUGCCGGCAAUACAUGGCAAAAGGUGUGGGAACAGGCCAAGCCGGUGCCAGCAGCACGUCAGAAACGCCUAUUCGAUGACACCCUGGAGGGCUACAAAAUCCUCAACUACUUGGAAUCUCGUAAUUUGGGAGAAAUUUUUGGCCUGACCAUUGUGCCACUUUUGCAUAGCUCCAUACUCAAAUUGAAGGACAUUUUCGCUAACACCCAAGUCCUGGAACUGUUCACCGAAACCUUGGAUGAAAUCCUAGCCGACCUAAGUCGUUUUUCACGUGACAUAGAACUUGUUGAGGCCUUACCCAGCCCCAGCAGCUCGGAGGCGCCCAAAAUCAAUGAAAACAAAUACACUCUUCAGCUACCCAAUCCCCAGCCACUGCUGAAGAAAAUCGAACAAUUGGAAAGGGACUACUAUCAUUACAAAUGUUUUGAAUGUUUGCCGGGUGUGAAUGGUCUACCAAAGGCGAAAUUACAUUCGAAAUUCUGUGAAAUAUUAAAAAAUAAUGGCCAUUGUAAUAUUGUGAAUGCCGCGGAGGAUCAUGAUGGUGGCGUUGUGGAGCAAGUCUUGCAAUCUCUAUUCAUAGGCGAUAUGCGCGAGAAGCUAAUGAGUAAAGACUAUGUAAUACGUUUGGGUGAGGGUUUAGUUGCCGAUGAGAGCCCCAAGGAUGUGGAGGCGAAGGACCAGCAGCAGCCGCAAGCUGGUUUCUCCAACUAUUUAAUGCCCCAGUUUUUGCGCGCCAUUGUAACGGGCGAAAAACUACGCCUGUGUGGGGCAUUCACCGAAAACACCACGUUUUUGGAUUAAGAUUCGAAAUUUCUCUAAAGUUUUUAUAUUCUGGUGUAGGGUAUUUCGCGUUUUAAAGUAUUUCAUAAUGUUUAUCCGAAUUCUCUAUAAGUCUUUGUAAAAAUUUGUAAUGUUUUCUAUUUUUAAUCCAAUAAAUAUUUCUAUAAUCUUUCGGUGUAUGGUCACAAU